Messenger RNA from Catharus ustulatus (Swainson's thrush), 4308 nucleotides. RefSeq names its product calcium activated nucleotidase 1 (gene CANT1). Gene Ontology annotation, biological process: proteoglycan biosynthetic process. NCBI's taxonomy places the organism in Eukaryota, Metazoa, Chordata, Aves, Passeriformes, Turdidae. The record is from RefSeq and is a predicted model, not a curated record. Gene Ontology annotation, molecular function: UDP phosphatase activity; calcium ion binding; GDP phosphatase activity.
ACCCGAGGGAAUCCACUCCUCCCAGGAGUGUGUGGGGACGUGCCCCAGCUCAGCGGGUGCCUCAGCUCGCUGCCUGAGCCGCAGUGACCAUGGGACAGGUAGAGGUGCCGGGCAGGUCGUGCAGUUCUGCCAACACGCUGGGGCUCCUGGUCAGGGGGCGCAGAGGGAGCCAGGUGAGAGGGGCUGAGGGUGGUUCAGGCAGGAUGGCUCUUACCUGCAUGAGGUGGGAGCACCUUCUGCUGCAGGAGAGGGGAUGGGGCCCCUCGUUCUGCAGCCCCCCGAGCUCAGUCAUCACCAAACCCAGCUCUCUGACCUUCUCCUCUUUCCACCAGGUCCUCCUCGCCCCCUCUCUGAUGCCAGUCCCGCCCUGCCAUGAGUCUAUGAGCCCGCUCCGGAUCAGCGUGGGUGGUCUGCCCGUGCUCGCGUCCAUGACCAAGGGUGCUGACCCCCGCUUCCGACUGCGCUGGAAGGCCAUCGUGCUGUCCUCAGCCUGCCUGGGCUUCGUGCUGCUGCUCUUCUGCCUGCACCGUUCGUCCCCAGCACGGCACGGCCCCCCCAGCCCUCGUGCCUGGCAGCUGGGCCUGCAGGCGGGGGAGCGCUACAAUGACACCUACCCGCUGUCCCCAGCGCAGAGGAACCCCGAGGGCGUGCGCUACCGCAUCGCCGUCAUUGCGGACCUGGACACGCAGUCCCGGGGCUCCCAGGAGCACACCUGGUUCAGUUACCUGAAGAAGGGCUACCUGGUGCUGUCAGACAGUGGGGACAGAGUGACGGUGGAGUGGGACAAGGAUGAGAGCAUGCUGCAGUCCCACCUGGCUGAGAAGGGCCGGGGCAUGGAGCUCUCCGAGCUGGUGGUGUUCAACGGGAAGCUGUACGCGGUGGACGACCGGACAGGUGUGGUCUACCAGAUCGAGGGCAACAAGGUGGUGCCCUGGGUGAUCCUCCCAGAUGGGGACGGCACUGUGGGGAAAGGCUUCAAGGCGGAGUGGCUGGCAGUGAAGGAUGAGCACCUGUACGUGGGGGGACUGGGCAAGGAGUGGACCACCACGACAGGGGAGGUUGUGAACGAGAACCCCCAGUGGGUGAAGGUCGUUGGCUACAAGGGUGACGUGAGCCACGAGAACUGGGUGACAAACUACAAUGCACUGAGGGCUGCAGCAGGGAUCCGGCCCCCAGGGUACCUGAUCCACGAGUCGGCCUCCUGGAGCGACACGCUGCAGCGCUGGUUCUUCCUGCCGCGCCGCGCCAGCCACGAGCGCUACAGCGAGAGGGCGGACGAGCAGCGCGGCACCAACCUGCUGCUGAGCUCCACCCAGGACUUCGGGGAUGUCACAGUGGGGCGUGUGGGCGAGGUGGUUCCCACCCACGGCUUCUCCUCCUUCAAGUUCAUCCCAGAUACGGACGACCAGAUCAUCGUGGCGCUCAAAUCAGAAGAGGACAAUGGGAAGAUCUCCAGCUACAUCAUGGCCUUCACACUGGACGGGCGCUUCCUCCUGCCCGAGACCAGGAUUGGGAGUGUGAAGUACGAGGGCAUUGAGUUUAUUUAACAGACACCUGGAGCGAGUGGAGGGUGUGGGCAGCCUGGGGACGUGGGCAGGUCCUGCUCCCAGCCCGGGCUCCGUGAGGGAUGCCAGGCAGCGCUCCCAGCUCUGUCCUCUGUCCUGGGCUCUCCUGUAAAGUGUUGACUGAGCUGCAGCAGGUGUGGUGCAAGUGUUUCGGCAGUGGCACCUGGUGGCAAGGGACUGCCACCACAGGGUGCUCCCGGCCCCGGGACAGUGUCUGGGUCCUGCAGUGCUGGUGCCCAGGCAGGCCCCACUGCAGCCCUUAGUGGCCAGCCCUGAAUUGUGACAGCCCCCUCUAAAGUGGGUCGGUGGCUCUGGUGACAUCCACGCUCUGGGUUUGCAGCUGAGCCCCAGCUCUGCAGCUCUGCCUUGUGUGGCCUGGGGCUCCCCAGGUGGAGGGGGGCGUGCAGCCUUGGGGAGCGGGUCAGACUUGGGGGAUUUCAUCAGGCUUUCUCUGCAGAAGCUGUUUUUCCUUCCCUUUUCCCAUAAGCUGGGUGAGUUGAUGGCUGGCUCUGUUCCAGAGCAAAGUUUCACAUGAAGCACAGUGGCUGUGCCUACGGGAAGGGGGAACAUCCCAAGUGUGGGUGAUGGGGCUGCCAGCUGUGGCCAGAUGUAAAGUGGGCCCAUCCCAGUGCCAUUCCCACACCACACCCUCCAAGAUGUGUGUGUGCUGGCCUUGUGUCUUCUCCAAGUCCUGGCUGCACAUGGUUCCAGCCCCAGCCCUGUCGGCUCUGGGAAGCCCUGGACAGGAACUGGUGGGAGCUGGCGGCAGUGCAGCCGUGCUGUCCAAGGGCUGCUGUGCUCGGUGCAGGAGCAGGGCCAGGAGCUCCAGUUCUGCUUCCCAGAGCCGGCAGCAGCUGAGAAGCGUUCACAGCAGCCCAGGGCUUUGGCCAGGGAGCCCUCCCCACGCUUGCCAGGAUGUUGUGAAAUUGCGGCCGCAGCCCAUGGCCCCCAGGAAGAACUUGUGUGGUUUCAGGAGCCACAAGUGUCAGAGGGGCCUCUGCUGGCCUCAGGGCCCUCCUGACCCCUCUGACCAAGGGGGCUGCUGGCUCAGGCCUGCCCUGCCUCAGGUCAAGGGCAGCAUCUCCUCACACCUGGACCAGGGUUUGGCUCUGUGGUGUCCCCGAUUUGGUCCCCUUUAACACUGCCCCUAGGGCAGGUCUGCCAGCAAGCAGAGCUUCAGAGAGCUGGGCCUGGCCACUGUGGUUUGGGAGGCCCUUGUGCCCCCUGUGUCCCUCUGCCAUGCCCUGGCACUGCUCUGUGCCAUGGCUGCGGGGUGCAGCCGUGCUGGGGGAGGGAGAGGGGCAGCUGUGCAGCAGCCAGGCUGUGGUUGGGUGGAAGGCUCUGCAGAGUGGAUGGGGCCCUCCCAAGAACGCAGCCAGCUGCUCCCCCCAUCCCUGUUUACAGUGUCAGCACCUCGGUGAGCCAUGCAGAGCGAGGACGAGGCCAGACAUGUGUUUUCAUUUAGCCCAGACAAUGACUCGGCCAGUGCUGGGCUAGUCUGGAGACACAGACCUGUCCCCAGUGCUGUGACAGACCUGGCUUUGGCCCCUGCACGUGGCCUCGGGAUCGUGCAGCACCUGGCCCAGGGCACCCAGGCUGCAUUUGCAGCCCACACCGGGUGCCAGCUGGCCACAGUCCAUGAGGGCCACUCAGCCACCCCUUGCACGUGGGUUGGCAAUCUCUGCUGGCCUCACUCACCCUCCCAGCCCAGCACCAGCAGCUCCACAGCACCUGUCGUGGCCCCAGGACUGUACCAGCGGCUGUCCCUGAUACCUGGUCCCUUCUUGUCCCUUGUGCUGAAGCAUCCCUGAGCCCCUGCCCUCAGCACUGCUGUGCCCUCAGAGCAGCAGCACCAAUGCCUCAGCUGGACCAGCAGGGAUGCUGCUGCUGCUGCUGGAGCUCUGCAGACCACGAGCCCCACCGUGGAGCUGGCAGCCUGGGCCCCAUCUCCAGGUGCCACCCAGCAUCCCAGUGCUGCUGGUGCUGUCACCUCCCAUGUGUUUCCUGCAGCUCAGUCAGGGUUUGGGCUGGGUCCAGCUGCCAGUUCUGUUUCUUCUCAUCCUGGAGGCUGAGCAUCUGUAUUACAUUCCUCUACUGCAAGUAUCCGUGGCAGUGCUGUGGCAAGAGGCUGGUUCAGGAGCAGGUUUUGUGGCCAUGGUGGUGGCAGUCCUGCCAACACACACCCGUGACACCUAGCCCAGCUGUGCUGUGUCCCUGCCUGCUCCGCUGGGACAAAGGCACUGGGGAGGAGAUGGAGCACUCAGCAGCCAGCCAGGCACAGAGCACAGGUACAGUGACAGCAGCAGCAUCCUGACACCCCCAUGGUGACACAGUGUGUGGGUUUGGACUGGGAUGGAGUCUGGUUUAUUUCCAUAUUAGAUGGUGUAGGGCAGUGUUCUGGAUUGGUGCUGGGAGCAGUGUUGGUAACAGGCAUGUUUUCAUUUGCACAGUUUGAGGCCUAUUCUGCUCUUCAUCCCACCAGUGAGGGGCUGGGAGGGGACAGCAGCUGACCCAAGGGAUAUUCCACACCGUAGGGAGUCAUACUCAGUGUGUGGAGCUGGGGGAAGAAGGAGGAAGAGGGGACAUUUGGAGUGAUGGCGUUGUGUUCCCGAGUCACUGCCAUGCGCUGGAUGCCCUGGGGAUGGCUGAGCACCUGCCUGCCGUGGGGAGGGCUGAAAGAAUUCUCUGCUUUGCUUCGCUUAUGUGUGGCUUUUGCUUCACCUGUAAAACUGCCUUUAUCUCA